AUGACUGUAUCCUAUCCAUCCCCUGUAUCCCUUUAACGGCUCUCUUCACACGAUGGCAUACUUGGGACUCCCUUGGAGAAAGUAUGCACGGCAGGAGAACAAUGGAGUGUGAAAAUCCUACCUCUACUACGCUGAAUGUUGAAAACAACACCUUGAAAAUGGACUAACAUUGCUGCAAUAUGCAUCCAACAUGAACAUAUCAGCAGCUUCAGUGAGAGGGAAGUGGAAUCAGUUCAGCUCCCAAGCUGGCCUGGAUCCAGAUAUUCUGCUUGAGAACCUGACCGCGGCAGAUGUUAAGUCCUGGUUUGAUUGGAUUGAGAAGAACUUCAAGGGUUCUAUUUUAUAAAGCUCACAGCGCACUUGCCAACUACUGGAGGACCUUGAAGAGACUUUACUUCAUGCAAAACCGCCAUGAAAUGGAGACC
Molecule: messenger RNA, 425 nt
Organism: Aspergillus glaucus CBS 516.65
Lineage: Eukaryota; Fungi; Ascomycota; Eurotiomycetes; Eurotiales; Aspergillaceae
Exons: 2
Coding region: 191-346 (51 amino acids)
Source: RefSeq, a predicted model, not a curated record